AGAGACUUGUUCCUAAACGGAGACGGACGGUUAAACUGAUCGAGGUUCGGCUUCCUUUAUAUAUAUGACCCCUCCCUUUUUCUUUCCCCAGUUUCAUGAAUUCUUCAAACUGAUCGAUCUUUUAGCUUCCAUCUUACGUGAAGUUGACUAGAGAUUUCCAGUUUAAGGUUACUGCUGCAGUUUGUGAGUGCUACUACUUUGAUUCUUCUCAGAUAACAGUGAGAGAUGAGUCAGAAAGGCCUAAUAUAUAGCUUUGUUGCUAAAGGAACUGUUGUUUUAGCAGAACACACAUCAUUCUCAGGGAAUUUUAGUACCAUUGCUGUUCAAUGCUUACAGAGAUUGCCUUCUAAUAGCAGCAAGUGCACAUACUCAUGUGAUGGGCAUACAUUCAACUUUCUUCUUGACAGUGGAUUUGUUUUUCUGGCUGUUGCGGAUGAAUCAGUUGGAAGGAAUAUGCCAUUUGUAUUUCUUGAGCGUGUGAAAGAUGACUUUAAACAGCGUUAUGGUUCAAGUAUCAAGGAUGAGAACCCUCACCCACUUGCAGAUGAUGAGGAUGAUGAUGAUUUAUUUCUAGACCGAUUCAGUGUUGCAUACACUCUUGACAGAGAAUUUGGGCCAAGGCUUAAGGAGCACAUGCAGUACUGCAUGAACCACCCAGAAGAAAUGAGUAAACUUUCCAAGCUGAAGGCUCAAAUAACAGAGGUGAAAGGAAUUAUGAUGGAUAACAUUGAAAAGGUUUUGGAUCGUGGUGAACGGAUCGAGCUUCUGGUGGACAAAACAGAAAACCUACAAUUUCAGGCUGAUAACUUUCAUCGACAAGGAAGGCAACUUCGCCGAAAAAUGUGGCUUCAGAGUUUACAAAUGAAGCUGAUGGUUGGGGGAGGAAUCUUGAUCUUGAUCAUCAUACUUUGGUUUAUUGUAUGCGGUGGUUUCAAAUGUUGAUUUGGUAAAGUUAGUAACAGACGAGUGUUUUCAGUUGGCUAUGUAUGCAAGGAAACUGUUACCAAAUCUAUAUAUAUAUGAUAUGCCUUGUCUCUUAUUCUAAUUUGUAAUUAGCAUUCUAUAAUUAAAUCACCUGUUAUUUUUUUUUU
Messenger RNA from Benincasa hispida (wax gourd), 1091 nucleotides. RefSeq names its product vesicle-associated membrane protein 727 (gene VAMP727). Lineage: Eukaryota; Viridiplantae; Streptophyta; Magnoliopsida; Cucurbitales; Cucurbitaceae. Gene Ontology annotation, cellular component: membrane. The record is from RefSeq and is a predicted model, not a curated record. Gene Ontology annotation, biological process: vesicle-mediated transport.